This is a messenger RNA of Gymnodraco acuticeps, 7132 nucleotides long. It is a transcript of the gene bend5, whose product is annotated as BEN domain containing 5. Bases 87 to 1445 code for a protein of 452 amino acids. The record is from RefSeq and is a predicted model, not a curated record. Gene Ontology annotation, biological process: negative regulation of DNA-templated transcription. Gene Ontology annotation, molecular function: DNA binding. Lineage: Eukaryota; Metazoa; Chordata; Actinopteri; Perciformes; Bathydraconidae. The transcript is spliced from 6 exons.
CCCUAUGUGUAUAUAUUUUUUUCUAAUACUUUGUGAGGAAAAACUGUCAACCAUAUCCAAAGUGCAGGACCAAAGAGAAGUAAAUAAUGUAUGCUUUUGUUAGAUUCUUUGAAGACGAUAUGUGCUACGCGUUGCCCGUUUCCACAGUGGAAGAUUUCAGACCUCUGCACAGGACAGAUUUUGAUAAUCAGAAGGUGUAUCUGGUUCACAGAACUGAAGAGAAUGGCAGCAGUGCAGGCCAGCCGAGCGAAGCGCAGAUCCUUGCCCUUGCAGAUACAGUAGAGGAAUUUGAAGACAGUAUAAUGCAAAAGAAGAUGAAAAUUCCCAAGAUGUCCAUCAAGAAUUCAGGAAACUCAAUUGAGAACAAUUUUGGAGAGGAGAGAAUGCCACUCAGACAUAAAAAGGCCUUGUCUCAGGACCACGGACGGCCCCUUUCAAACUCCUCUAAGAGCCUCGCAGCAGUAGUGGCUCGCCUCGAGAGGAACGCAGCCAGCUCCUGUAUGGAGGGAGAGGAAGACCUGGAUGAGGACCGGCUGGGUGAAGAGGGAGAGGAUGCAGACGACGAAGAUGAAGAUAUGGAGGCAGAGCAUCAGCCUCAUCAGCCUCAUCAUCAUCCACCACAGCCGCAGCAGCUUCUGGAGGUGGAAACGGACUGUGUGUCUGCAGCGGUGGUUCCCAGAGUCCUGUACGAGGAGCUGGUGCUCAGCUACAGGCAGCAGGAGGAGGAGAUGAGGAGGCUGCAGCAGGAGCUGGAGAGGACCCGCAGGCAGCUAGUGCAGCAGGCCAAGAAGCUCAAGGAGUACGGCAGCUUGCUGACAGAAGUCAAAGAGCUGAGGGACUUCAACAGGAGGCUGCAGGACGUACUACUCAUGAGACUGGGCAGCGAGCCUAUGCAUGACAACGGCACUCAGACAAUCAAGGCUGAAGUUGUUGAACCCAUUGUUGAGGCGCAGGAGACGUGCCGAGAAGAAGCCAACACCAGCUCCAGCUACUCCCCCUCACCCAGAACAGUGUACACCUGCAACGAUGGGAAGGUACACCUUGGCGGAGGGAUCUGGGUGGAGGAGGAGAAGUGGCACCAGCUGCAGCGCACCCAGGGAGACUCCAAGUUCACAAAGAACCUGGCAGUCAUGAUCUGGGGAACAGAGACCCUGAAGAACCGCAGCGUCACGGGAGUGGCCACGAAGAAGAAGAAAGACGCGCUACCCAAACCCCCGCUGUCCCCGAGCAAACUGAAGAUCGUCAGAGAGUGUCUCUACGACCGAGUGUCUCAAGAGACCGCCGACAGUGCGGAGAUCACGCAACGAUUGUCCAAAGUGAACAAAUACAUUUGUGAAAAGAUCAUGGACAUCAACAAGUCCAUCAAGAACGAGGAGCGGCGGGAGUCCAAGCUGCUCAUCAGACAGACUGUGAAGGUGGAGAGCUUCACCUACGACGGGAUGUAGGGGGAUGUCACACUUUCAGGAGAUAUUUUUAUUUCACACGUUGGAUUAGUCGUUAUGAAACGUUAAAAGAAACCCCUUCAAAGCGCCCAGGUUUCAGACAGCUUUACCCCGCAGCGAGAGGUGUGUUGGAUCUGAGUGUUUUAUAAGCUUUACAGUGGGACUGGUACCGAGACAUGGUUCAUUAUCGUGUGCAUUUGUGUCAAACGGAGAGAUUAGAUGUAACUGUUAAAUUGAUUUAUUGUUCUGUGUCAGAACAUAGCUUUGAGUCCUUUAAACUUUUAAAAAGUAAGAGGUUUAUUUCCCUGGAUAUAGUAUAUGUGAUGCUAUGAAGAUGAUGAUGCUAGCAUGCGUUAGAACUUGUGGAUAUUUUGGUGACUACUGACGGGAUGCUGUUGGUACUUCCUGCAUACAAUGGGCCAUCAGGGUCUCAAAUGCACAAGUCUUAAUUGAAAACAGCCAUAUUGUAUUUUGCAACGGAGAUUCUGUUGCUCUAAGAGAUUAAUUAUAAGUGUGUGCGCCCCUCAGCUGUAGGUCCGUUUAUUAAAAAGACGACUUGCAGAGAUUAGAUGAUAGUAUCAGUCUAUAUUAGUUUUUUUACGUUUUAGGGUUUUGCAAUCAAUGAGGAAGGUUUGGGUGGGAUGUUGUUGUGUUAAUCUCACGAGUCACUUUGAGACGAUUUGACUGUUUAAUGAGUUGUAGCGGUACAGGCACGCUGAUGCCUAGAAAAGGCCUUAAAUGGAUUUGGCAAUCACCGGGGGCUGAUAUGCCUCUGGGUUUUCUAGUAAGCUGUGAUUGUAAAUGUAUAGCUGAAGCGACGAAGCUUCACCUGCACUUUGCUGUGAGAAUGUGAGAGGUGGCUGGCUACUAGGUACUAUUCACUGUGCGAUUCACACCGUUAGUUACGUGCUGCCUCCCCUCUUUAGUUAAAGGUCACCUAUUAUGCAAAAUCCACUUCUUCUACAUCAAUAUGUGUCCCCUCUGUGUAAAGAGACUCUGGACGUUUCAGGAACAAAGUUUCUCUGUAGAUGUUUGGGUUGUGUAACCGUUAGCCAAUCAGCAACCAAGGUUGCCCCCCCCCCCCACCUUAUCACCUGAAUCUCCUCCUAGAGCACCAUUGUGUUCUUUGUAACCAAACCUCUCUCAGAGGGGCUCCUUAUUUUCAGACAGAGAAUCAGCCCUUUUGAAACAGGGCUGAAACAGAGGGGAUUAUGGGAUGAUCUGUUUGGUGUUUCAGCCAAUCAGAGACAGGCUUUGGAUAUAUCUGAGACCUGUGAUAUAUUGAUGAGAACCAGUAUGACAGGGGACCUUUAAAGGAGAGGGGGCACGGCUCAGCUCAUAGUGACGUGGAAGCAGUGUUAGCUGAGGGUAAAGCUGUCUGAAGGACUAUCUGAAGGCUUGGUGAACCCCAUAAUAACCCUUCUCUCUUUUUAUAGCCAGGCCACUGGGGAACAAAGUUAAGGUCGCUCCAGUGACAGUUUCCGUCAGAACUUUGAAAAUGUCCUCGUAUUUUCUUCUUUCCUCUCUCCACUUGUUUUUAUUGUUUGGAUCCAAAAUGGUUUGUGUGGCCGUCUGCAGGCUGGAACUAAACGCUGCAGAUUGAAAUCUCAACUGUGACCCAUCUGUAGCUAACUGUGAAUCUGCUGCAGCGCUGCCCAUCAAGCCUUCUCCUCCUCUACUCGACACUCUCCUUCCGUUUAUUUCCGUCUAUCAUGUUGUCUGUCUCUGUUUUGGUUUUGUUCAAGAUCAGCCUUUUUGUUAAGCUACCUUUUUGUUCCGGAGGUAUUUUAGUGUACAUAUUCUAUUUUUUAAACAUGGAUAUUUCAGUUUCUAAUCAUCUUACAUAUUGUAGUUUUUAAGGUUCUGGUCAUGUGUUGGUUUCUCUGAUUGAUGUUGUUAUUCCAUGUUACCUGAUGUUUCUUUUUUAUAUAUAUUUUUCCAUAUGAAUUGUUGGCUUUAAGCUUGAUGUUGUAUCCAAAUGUAGAUCGGUAGGAAUCUACGAACAAAUGAAAAAUAUAUAUCUUAGCCAAAGUGAUCUCUGUGGCACAAGAGAGACAAAGCUUCCCUUAAACAGAGUCCAAUAUGUAAUUAUCCUCAUCAAUGAUCUGCCACAGAUGGAUGAGAACUGAUAUGGUUCAACCAUUGUACUCAAUUGAGAUUCAGUAGUUAGAUCUUACAUUGAAUGCACUUUAAACUUUUGGGCAAUUUCUCCAAUCUUAAAGAAAUGUACUUUCCUUUUUCUAAAUAUCUCUAUAGAUAAAGCCCAGCAAUCAUUGUAUUAUCAUAAAGCACCUUAGAGCAUUUUGGUUUUAUUGUUUUGAUGGCAAGAUGGGAUUCAGAUAUAACCCCGAUAUACCAAUGCUUCAAAACAAAAAGUAAUUAUACGACUUCUUCUCAAUAUUUAGUUACUGGAAGACUUAGUCGGGGUGUUAAGAAAACUAGAUUUCUACAAGUCAAACUGUGUUGAAACUUGAUUUUUUAAAACCCCAUCACGGCCUCGUGAACAAAAAAUGGCUUUCUCGACAAAAUUGACAAGCUACAGUCAAAGAUAUUAACCUCUGAAAUGUGCAAGCUGACUGGAAUGUGUGCUUUAACUUAAUGUGUGAAGAUGCUGGUGUUGCAUAGAUAUGACUUGUAUAGAGAUAAUUGUGUAUUUUUUACAAAUGAGUGGUGAUUGUAAGCCAAAGUAUUGAAUGCUGAGAUCAAGCUAAAGAAGGGGGGGGGUGCUGACGGAGGAAUCAGCAACGGUUUGCACAAAAGAUGUCCCAUGCCAAGGUGAUGGAGCCGAGUGAAUCUUAAGACACCAAAUUGGUGACAUUAUUUUUUUUUGUUCCUAAAAAAAACAACCCUUUCUUAUUUGUGUUCCCUGUACAAAGCAACAUGUGAGGUUUAUGUGCGCUUGCGUGUAUUUGAAAUACAUGCGGUUUAAAAGAAAAUAUUUCUGCUGUGCAACGCAACCAUGCUGAAACUCUGACACGUUGUGUUGUGUUUGUGUUUCUUUGUUGUUUGAUGCCAAAAGGGGGUGCGGUUUAAACAUAAUGCUUUAAGAUGGAGCAUUAAUAGAGCUCUGAAAUGCUAACUUCUGUUCAAAGGCUGGUUUCCUGGAGCGCGAUUAAGCCCUAAUCCUUUAACUAAAACCAUCUUUCGUGGAUGAAAGCCGUAUUGGACGUACUGUGUGUUUUAACCCAGAUUUGGCUUAAUCUGUGAUGGCAAGGCCAAUCUCUAGCACUUGCAGAGGAGCAGUUUGGGUUGUAGCAGCACAUUUAGUAACGUACACCAGUACACAACCUGGCACAGAGUUGAAUUGAUGAUUUAGGCUCUGAGACACACAUCACCUUCCAGUACUCUCACUGUCACACUCAAGUAGCGGUAGGAUAGGAGACGUAACCUCUCUGGCUCUGAUCCUCUUCCUGUGCCACCUCUCGUUCCUUACUCUCCUGUCAUUUAUACGGACUGGAUUUUAAAUGUAGUAUCAAGAUAAUCGCGAAAUCCUGUCCUCAUCUCUUGGCUUAUGUUGUGAACGCUUGUCAAAGCUUCAGAAGCUUUAUGUCGCUUUCUAAAUCGAGCGGGGCGAAAAUAAACUUCACUGUGUGAGACUAGAUAAACGGUGUGAUUUAGCAGUUUUCACAACUAAGUACACAAAACACAUUACCGUCUGAGCCUCAGAUACAAUGUCAAACUUACUUUAAAAGGAGUACACACAUUGUCAGGCCUAUAUUUUUCUUAAGGUAACUUUGUAUACAAUCCACAAACCGGUUCUACUUCAUCUAACUUCACCGUCCUACCUCAUUGUUACUCUGGUGUUUGUUUGUCAGUGACUGUAAAACUUUUUGUGGAUAUUAAAAAAUAAAAUAGGAAUAGCUAUACCUGGUUACUCUCAACAUGUACAGCAUAUAAAACACCUCAGUACACAAUAUCAUUCUUAGGAGAAAUCAGUUUUAUUACCUGCUUUAAGAUGCUGCUGAAGGGUGUCUGCGUGACGGGUCGUCUCCGAAUAUAUAUCUUUGCUGUGUCGUGCAGUUGAUCAGUGGUUGUGUUCUGUCUGUAUUGCAUUCUGAGAUUUGUACUGGUUGACGGUGCUACCAGCAAACAGUUCAAAAUCUGAUCUGUCUAUCGGACCUCAAAUUGUGCUGUUUUUAUCCUCAUACGGCUAUGUUUUAUUCAGGUGUGUCAACCGCUACUAUCGCCCUCAGCUAAUCAAAUUCAAAGCCAAAAUAUUUCGCUAAAUGAUAACCCUCGCUUUUACUGUAUCGACUAUAUGCUAUCCAUCCAAAUAUUGUAGAUAGUGAGUAUAUCCUCAGCUGAGAGUUUCAGAAGUACCUCAGAACUUGCUGGUUUUCAAUGGAUGCAUCUGCUUCUAGCACCUACCAAUACUACAUUGUUGUAUUUUCAGAAAUAUGCAUUUUUACUGGUUAGUUCAGGUUUCACUAUACAUAGGACACAUGAUUAUUAGAUUACCGACCAAUACAUUUGAAAGGAUACCACUGUUCACUGGUUGUUUGCCAGGUUGUCAUUAAAGGAAAUCUCAGUUGCAGUAGAAGAAGUCCUCAGAAAAACCUCGAUCUGUUUGAGUCAAUGUGAAGUUUUUACAGAAACUGGAUUCCAUUGGUAGUUCGACUAGGGUUAGAAAACAGAAAUAAUGCACAAACUACAGCCCCGUCUUGUUAAAAAAGUUGUUGAAUAUGUGUUAAAACAUCAAUGAGAGUCUUCAUGGAGAGUUUUUGGGGAGUUCCAGCAUCUUACCUUGAGUAUUAUUGGUUAUUUUGAGUAAACAACUGUAUCUUUUUGACUCUUUCUGAUGUACAAUCAACCAUAGUGUUGCAAUUAGUCCAUGAUUGGCUUACUAAAAUAAAAUAAAAUGCAUUAUAUUGUAUAUGUUACCCUGUGCAGCGACACCAAUGGAAUCCUUUCUGCGCCAAAGUGUUGGGGUUGCUCUACCUGUCCGUAUGUAUAUAUGUGUUUUUCUUUCUUCUUUUUUUGUUUUACGUUGACCAUGUCUGCGAACAUGUAAUGUGCUGGGCAACUCCUCUCUACUGUGAGCUAGUGUGUGUUCAAAAUACAAACCCUGUUGGUUUUCAUGGAAGCACUUAAGCCAUUCAUUGGACUGUUUCAUAAAAGGUUCAAUUCUCAGCUUUGCUCUGAUCCAGGGAAUUCGACCCAGAGAGUUUUGUGUGUAAUUGAAUUCCUAUGCAGGUGUUCGUAAAUCACCUGGUACCACAACUGGAGAGCGUUCACACCUCUGAAUGUGUCUGGGAUUGAAUCACAUGGGACAAUGGCGACAUGACAAAUCUAUACUGAACUAUUACUCACAUGUUCACACUCGUGGAGUUGAAUGAAACUGAGCUUUACAGGGCUGCUUGGGUUUAAACCUGUCUGUAGUGUAACUGCAUUAGUAGGGGGUUGAUUGCAAUGAUCAUUAGGGAAAUACAGGGUUAUUACUGUAUGGAGUAUUUCCAGUUGGUAUGAUAAUGUGAAAAGAAUUUCCAGACUGUUGCAGUAAACUCUCCCUCCCAGAGGCAAACCCUGCAUUUACAGAAGACGGUAGAGAUGUACACGUCUUUGCUAAACCGGCCACACCUCUGCUAUGCGAGCAACUCUGACGCUUAGCAUCCUGUUCUGUGUUUUUCUCUUGCUGCAUUCAGGAACACCUGUUUAAUGUAAAACAGAAAUAAAUCCAGACUUUUAUUCUA